CUCGAAAACUCUGCCCCACGCUAAGAUAAGUGAGAUAAUCAGAUUGUGAAAACCAAAAAAAUUAUCAGUUGCGAUUAACAAAGUGAGGACGGGAACAGCUUCAAUCAACAAAGUUCAUCGUCAUCACAAUGGCCCCUUCUAAAUCAGUCACUUUGCGGAGUGAGACUGCGGUCUCGCUCGUAGAUCCCGAUCAGAGCCUCAAAGCUUCUAAGGCGCUGCUUGCGCAUAUGAAAAAAGCUUCGAAGGAGAAGGCCGCCAAUGCAGAGAAGAAAGACCUCCUAGCAGAUCCCGACGAUGAGGAUGGCUCGAAAGAAACACCUAUCUGGCUUACUCUCACCACGAAACGCCACAUCUCCGACUCCCGAAGCCUCAAGCCUGGCAAGAUCGUCCUCCCUCACUCUCUGAACACCGACCCCGAGAUAGGCAUAUGCCUCAUCACCGCCGAGCCCCAGCGCCACUACAAGAACCUUGUCGCGGCCGACGACUUCCCGGCGGACCUGCGCAAGCGGGUGACGCGCGUGAUCGACGUGGCCAAGCUGAAGGCGAAGUACAAGGCGUUCGAGGCCCAGCGCAAGCUCUUCGCCGAGCACGACGUGUUCCUGGGCGACACGCGGAUAAUAAACCGGCUCCCCUCCAUCCUCGGCAAGACGUUCUACAAGACGACGGCGAAGCGGCCGAUCCCCGUCGAGAUACAGGCGCGCGUGCCGAAAACGGACGGCAAGAGGGCGAAGCGCACCAAGGAUGCCGACACGCCGAAUGCGUGCACGCCGGCCCAAUUAGCUGGCGAGAUCGAGCGCGCCGUCGGUGCGGCGCUCGUCAACCUGUCGCCUACGGUCAACACCGCGAUCCGCGUUGGAAAUGCUAGCUGGACCGCCGAGCAGAUCGCGGAGAACGUCGACGUGGUGGCGAAGGCCCUGGUCGAGAAGUUCGUGCCCGGGAAGUGGAAGAACGUGAAGAGCAUCUACGUCAAGGGGCCGGAGACGGCCGCCUUGCCGAUCUGGCUGACGGACGAGCUGUGGUUGGAGCAGAAGGACGUCGUGGCCGACGGGUCGGAGGAGGCCAAGGCUAUCGCCGGAGAGAAGGCGAAUAUCGGAAAGAAGCGAAAGUCGCUUGAGGGACAGCCCGAAGAAGCCGAGCCCGUGACGAAAAAGGCUAAGAAGACGAAAACUCCCAAGGCUGAAAAGUUACCCGAGAGCGACGAUACGAAGCUGGACAAGGAGAUUGCGGACAGGAAAGCGGCGCUGAAGAAGCAGAAGAAGGCCGCGAAGAAGGCUCUGGAGGUUUAGGGAUUCUUCUUAGGUCAUCCAUCAUAUUUGUGUAUAGAUGUGACAAGGGGAGUUUGGGGUCUACUAGCAUAGGCUUUCACGAACAAAUCAACGGCGUACGGCGGGAACAGGCAUAAAAGCUUCUUAAUCAAGAGAUUUAUUCCAUGGCAAAACGUUACAUUAAUCCAUCAAUC
Messenger RNA from Annulohypoxylon truncatum, 1459 nucleotides. RefSeq names its product ribosomal protein L1. The coding region runs from base 129 to 1286 and encodes 385 amino acids. Lineage: Eukaryota; Fungi; Ascomycota; Sordariomycetes; Xylariales; Hypoxylaceae. The transcript has 2 exons. The record is from RefSeq and is a predicted model, not a curated record. Gene Ontology annotation, cellular component: 90S preribosome.